Messenger RNA from Psilocybe cubensis, 1983 nucleotides. RefSeq lists its product as uncharacterized. Gene Ontology annotation, cellular component: Golgi apparatus. Gene Ontology annotation, molecular function: antiporter activity. The coding region runs from base 1 to 1983 and encodes 660 amino acids. NCBI's taxonomy places the organism in Eukaryota, Fungi, Basidiomycota, Agaricomycetes, Agaricales, Agrocybaceae. The record is from RefSeq and is a predicted model, not a curated record. The transcript has 4 exons.
AUGUCGACGCCGUUGGUUACGCCUUCUAUUGUUUUGACGUCAGUCGCCAACCCCGCUGUGUCUGCUUCUUCGUCUUCUUCUAGGCACGAGGAUUUGGAGAAUGUGUAUCUUGUAGCAUCCACGGAUGCGCCAAAGUUCGCAAAUCAAGAGCCCUCACUAAAUGGUUCGAUACGUCCGAGAGCGCACCCAGGCGAUGUCGGCCCUUCACCAUUUGGCUCAGCAGGGAGCUUCGGGAAGGAGGACGCGCUAUCCCAAUACGCAUCAUUCGAAGGCGGACCAGGCCCAACCGCCAAAGUCCGACGAAAAUACCAUACAGACGAACUAUCGCCCUCCGCGUUCCCAUCGACCGAGGACCUUCUACUUUCAUCCCGCUCACCGGCAGAUUCAGAAUCGAACAUGUACGAGUACGAGUACGACAAAGAGAGUCUGCUCCGUGGCGGCUCCGCCGCGCAGCCGAACGCGCCUUCGAGUUCGAAGAUCAGGGUCCAGCUCUCGCGGCACGCAUCGCCGAUACUCAAAGCCACACGCGCGGUUAUACCCACGCGCAUCCCCAUUCCUAUCCCCGCGCGCCUACGCGCUGUAUCAGACUCCCCCCUCCUCUGGCUGUUCCUGUACUUCUUCCUCAAUCUCUCCCUGACGCUGUAUAAUAAGACCGUUCUCAUACACUUUCCUUUCCCGUACACGCUUACUGCGCUGCACGCGUUUUGUGGGACGAUUGGGACGCGGGUGCUUCUGAGGGUGAACUCUGCACCCGCGCAGAGCUCCUACUCCCACUCCCACUUGACAGGCGCCCGCAUGACUAGCGCAGCCCAGCCUCAAUCAACACCAGUGCCUAAUCUAAAUGGCAGAGAAUAUAUCGUACUAUUGUUAUUCAGCACUCUAUACACCAUCAACAUCGUCGUCAGCAACGCGUCGCUCCGCCUUGUGACUGUGCCUUUCCAUCAAGUCGUGCGCGCUUCGACGCCAUUCUUCACUAUCAUGUUCGCAGCUGCGUUAUUAGGAAAACGCAGUAGCAGGCGAAAACUACUCUCACUUGUACCAGUGGUCAUUGGCGUUGGAUUCGCCACAUACGGGGAUUACUAUUUCACCCCUUUCGGAUUCUUCCUUACCCUCCUCGGAACGGUUCUCGCGUCGCUCAAAACGAUCCUGACGAACGUUAUCCUCGUCAAACCCUCUUCCUCCGGUCUGCCCAUCGCCACCUCCACCUCGGCUUCCACAUCCCCAGUCGACAGCGCACAUGCGGUCCACGACGAAAAACGCGCGCAGGCUCCAUCAUUAAUCUCAUCCGUCUCAUCCAACCUCGUCAAGCGCGUCUUUCCACAAUCCACCACGUCCACAUCCACUAUUAUGAGCAACGGCGACGGCAAUAACAAUAGUAUACACUCAAACACCACACCAACCACACCAGCGCCCCUUACAUACGCAGUGAAAAUGCACUCUAGCACAACAACAACAACAACAUCAUCAUCCGGCACGGGCAUCGCACACGCGCGCGCGCUGCCCAAGCUCUCGCUGAGCCCGAUCCACCUACUAUACCUCCUCUCCCCGCUCGCGUUCGUGCAGACGACGCUGCUGGCGCAUUUUACGGGGGAGCUGGAGAGGGUGAGGUGGCAUUUGUUUGACCCGGCUUUGACGGUCGGGUCGGGGAUGGGUGGGACGGGGAUGCCGGGGGGCAUGGGGAUGGGGAUGGGGGGUAAAGUGCAUGUGAAUGGACGGGUGUGGUUGAUUUUGAAUGGGGUUCUGGCGUUUUUGCUCAAUGUUGUGAGUUUUAAUGCGAAUAAAAGGGUCGGGGCGCUGGGUAUGAGUGUUGCUGCGAAUGUGAAGCAGGUGCUUACUGUCCUCUCGGCGGUUGUUCUCUUUGAUUUGACGAUCACACCCGCGAAUGGACUGGGCAUCUUGCUUACGCUCAUUGGAGGCGCGCUGUAUGCCGCGGUGGAGUUGAAGGAGAAGAGGGAGGGAAGUUUGAAGAGUCGGAUUGGGUGA